UCUAGAAGCAAGGAGGUCCUUUCUUCUUCUCUCCUAAAAAGUGGGCAUGGGAUGAGUCGUGUGCUCCCUGGUGUUCUCACACCUUGCUUUUCGCUCCUCCUCCCUCUCCAUCUCUUUCCUUUCCCCAGCCCUUUCUCUCUCUAAAACUAAAAAUCCAAUCCUAAUUUGAUACCAAUCUUACAUCUCUUUCUCCCCUUCCUUAGAUGGAGAAAAUCCAAUCCUAAUUUGAUACGAAUCUUCACCCGAAUAGAUCUCUUCCUCCCCUUCCUUGGAUGGAGAGCGAUACCUAUCGGGCCUUCCUUGUUCUUUUGGCUCAACCGACUCUUUUGCUAGGGUUUGGAUAAGAAUGGAGACCGGGGUGGGGACGGUGGGGCCGUCGAGGCAUAGCUUGCCUCCUGGGAUGAGCGCGGCGGCGAGCGUGGAUUUCGACGGGGCCGCCAGCAUCUCGAGGUCGGACGCUUCGCCGUCUUCUCCGCCUCACCGGCGGUCGGCGUAUUCCGAUUCUAAUAUGGGAUUUGGGGGGCGGGCGCUCUCUGCCGCGGGGGCCGCUUUUCUUUCCGCGAUUCUUAUGAAUCCUCUCGAUGUGGCGAAGACGAGGUUACAAGCCCAAGCGGUUGGAGUUCCAUAUUAUCCUUCACAGCAUCAGUAUGGAAGGCAAAUGGCUCCCUUUGGCCCGAAUACGAUACUUUCAGAUAUCAGAUGCUUUCCAUCAUGUGCUCGUGGUGGAAUAUUUGGUAGCGGACCAGUCUGCCCUCCUGAUUGUUUUCAAUACAAGGGAACAAUGGAUGUAUUCUAUAAAGUUGUUAGACAAGAAGGAUUUCGUAGAUUGUGGAGGGGCACAAAUGCAGCACUAGCGUUAGCUGUACCAACCGUCGGGAUUUACUUACCAUGUUAUGACAUAUUCCGCAAUUGGAUUGAACAAUUCACAGCAUGUAAUGCUCCUAAUUUGACACCAUAUGGCCCACUAGUUGCAGGCUCACUUGCACGCUCGUUAGCAUGCAUAACUUGUUCUCCUAUUGAGUUGGCAAGAACACGCAUGCAGGCAUAUAAAGAGUUCCGAAAUGGAGCAAAGCCCCCGGGAAUGUGGAAAACAUUACUUGGGGUUCUAUCCCCUCACAGGAGUACAAAUAACCAUCAAAACUUGCAAAGCUAUCGCAUUCUGUGGAUGGGUGUGGGAGCACAACUUGCCCGUGAUGUACCUUUUUCUGCUAUAUGCUGGUCAACUCUAGAGCCGAUUCGAAGAAGAUUACUUGCACUAGUUGGUGAGGAAGGCAAUGCAUCUAGUAUAUUAGGAGCAAACUUUUCGGCUGGUUUUGUAGCAGGUAGCCUUGCUGCUGCGGCUACAUGUCCUCUUGAUGUUGCAAAAACUCGAAGACAAAUCGAGAAGGAUCCAUCAAGGGCACUAAAAAUGACCACAAGGCAAACCUUAGUGGAGAUGUGGAGGGAUAGAGGACUGAAGGGUCUCUUCACAGGUGUCGGCCCACGAGUUGGACGAGCUGGACCUUCUGUAGGCAUUGUUGUUUCAUUUUAUGAAGUUGUCAAGUAUGUUUUGCAUCAAAGACACAUAAAGGCAUGAGAAGGUAUUUGGUUAUCUAUGAAAAGUCUGCCCUUUCUUCUGUGGAACUACAAAGGGGGAUGGCAUUGAUGCAGUCCAUGCUGCCUUUCACAUUGUUGGGGAGGUCAGAAAAAAACUAUCCUGAUUGAGAGCAAAUGAGAUGCCAUCAGAAGUGCUUUUGCAUCUUUCGAGCAUGCAAAACGUUUGUGUGCAAUUUUUGUUGAAGUAGUAAGCAUUUCAUUAGUCACAAUGAGAUGCAACUCUAUUUUUUUUGGAGGUUAAAUUGCAGAGACUAACAUUGUUUUUUCUCGCUCCCCUUUCAUAAAUUUUCAUUAUUUUGCCUCGA
Phoenix dactylifera (date palm) is the source of this 1901-nucleotide messenger RNA. RefSeq names its product mitochondrial carrier protein MTM1-like. NCBI's taxonomy places the organism in Eukaryota, Viridiplantae, Streptophyta, Magnoliopsida, Arecales, Arecaceae. The record is from RefSeq and is a predicted model, not a curated record. Gene Ontology annotation, cellular component: mitochondrion. Gene Ontology annotation, biological process: mitochondrial transmembrane transport.